AUUAGGGGUCUGACAUACACAUACCUCCAGUUCGAUUCUCGGCUGCCCCAUCCGUCGGAAGGCGCGUCUUCCUCCGCCGGCUCUAAACAUUUCAAACGAAAUCUGCAAAACCCUAGACAGCGGAGGGCUUAGCCCCCUACCUCCACGAAGAUGAGCUACGCGGCGUACAAGAUGAUGCACUGGCCCACGGGCAUCGACCACUGCGCCGCCGGCUUCAUCACCCAUUGCCCCUCCGACGCCGCCGCCUUCUGCUCAGCGGCGGCGGCCUCAGGGCCGGAAGGCGACGUCGGCUUGGUGGCGGCGGCGAGGCAUCCGAAGCGCCUAGGCCCCACCCCCAACCUUGUUGUGGCGGCCGCGAACGUUCUCGAGGUGUACGCCGUGAGGGCGGAUGCGGCAGCCGCGGAUGGUGCCGGUGGCGCGCAGCCGUCCUCGUCAUCUGGUGCCGUAUUUGACGGGAUCUCAGGGGCUCGCCUGGAGCUUGUGUGCCAUUACAGGCUCCAUGGGAACAUUGAGUCAAUGGCUAUUUUGUCGGAUGGGGCAGAAAAUAGGCGAGAUUCCAUUGCACUUGCUUUCAGAGAUGCUAAGAUAACUUGUUUGGAAUUCGACGACGCCAUCCAUGGCCUUCGGACUAGCUCAAUGCAUUGCUUUGAGGGCCCGGAAUGGCAGCAUCUGAAAAGAGGCAGGGAAUCAUUUGCCUGGGGUCCUGUCAUAAAAUCUGAUCCACUAGGAAGAUGUGGUGCUGCACUUGUUUAUGGACUACAGAUGAUCAUUCUGAAGUCUGCUCAGGUUGGGCAGAGCUUAGUGGGAGAAGAUGAACCUACACGUGCAUUGAGUUCUGCUGCUGUUCGUAUCGAGUCAUCAUACUUGAUUGACUUGCGCGCUUUAGAUACGAAUCAUGUCAAAGAUUUUACAUUUGUACAUGGUUACAUUGAACCUGUAUUGGUCAUACUACAUGAGCGAGAGCCUACAUGGGCUGGGCGUAUCUCAUCAAAGCACCAUACAUGCAUGAUAUCUGCAUUUAGUAUUAGCAUGACAUUGAAGCAACACCCAAUGAUAUGGUCUGCUGCUAACAUACCGCAUGAUGCGUACCAAAUUCUUUCUGUGCCUCCACCUAUUAGCGGUGUUCUUGUGAUCUGUGCAAAUUCGAUCCAUUAUCACAGUCAGUCCACUUCUUGUUCCCUUGCGCUCAAUAAUUUCGCAUCACAGCCAGAUGGAAGCCCGGAAAUUCAUAAGGUCAAUUUCCAUGUUGAGCUUGAUGCAGCUAAAGCGACAUGGUUAUCCAAUGACAUUGUAAUGUUCUCGGCGAAGACUGGAGAAAUGCUGUUACUUACAGUAGUUUACGAUGGGAGAACGGUGCAAAAAUUAGAUCUUAUGAAGUCAAAAGCAUCUGUUAUCAGUUCGGGUGUUACGACUAUUGGAAGUUCAUUCUUUUUCCUUGGUAGCCGUGUGGGGGACAGCCUUCUCGUGCAAUUUUCUUGUGGUGUGCCUACAUCUGUCAUACCAGAUAUAGCAGAUGAGCGGUCUGCUGAUAUUGAAGGUGACCUGCCUUUUUCAAAGCGCCUGAAGAGGGUGCCUUCUGACAUUUUGCAGGACGUGACCAGUGUUGAGGAACUUUCUUUUCAGAAUAAUAUGUUGCCGAACAGUCUAGAAUCAGCGCAGAAAAUCUCAUAUGUUGUAAGAGAUGCAUUGGUCAAUGUUGGUCCUCUGAAAGAUUUUUCGUAUGGUUUAAGAGUCAACGCAGAUCCCAACGCUACAGGAAAUGCAAAGCAAAGCAAUUAUGAGUUGGUGUGUUGUUCUGGUCACGGUAAGAAUGGAGCACUUUCUGUCCUUCAACAAUCUAUCCGCCCUGAUUUGAUUACCGAGGUGGAAUUACCAAGUUGCAGAGGUAUUUGGACAGUCUACUACAAGAGUUCCCGUGGACAUACCACUGAAGAUAAUGAAUAUCAUGCAUAUCUGAUAAUAAGUCUAGAGAGCCGGACAAUGGUACUUGAGACAGGUGAUGAUCUUGGGGAAGUUACUGAAACAGUUGACUACUAUGUUCAGGGGGCAACCAUUACUGCUGGUAACUUGUUUGGAAGGAGGCGUGUCAUACAGGUAUAUGCCACAGGUGCUCGUGUGCUUGAUGGUUCUUUCAUGACGCAAGAGCUAAACUUCACUGCACUUUCUUCAGAAUCAUCAUCAUCGGGUUCUGAACCUCUUGGAGUAGCAUCUGCUUCCAUCGCAGAUCCAUACGUUCUUCUGAAGAUGGUUGAUGGAACUAUUCAACUUCUUGUAGGAGAUCAUUCUACUUGUGCUCUUUCAAUCAAUGCUCCCAGUACUUUAACAAGCCGAGGUGAAAGAAUAUCUGCAUGCACACUUUAUCAUGACAGAGGUCCUGAGCCAUGGCUGAGAAAGACGCGUGGUGAUGCAUGGUUAUCUAGUGGUGUUACAGUGGCAGUUGAUGUCAGUGGUAGUUCAUCUCAGGAUCAGUCUGAUAUAUACUGCAUCAUUUGUUAUGAAAGUGGUAAACUAGAAAUUUUUGAAGUGCCUAGUUUCAGACAAGUUUUCUCUGUGGGAAGUUUCUUCUCUGGUGAGUCUCUUUUGGUUGACGCAUUUGCUCAGGGUUUUACUGAGGAUAGUGCAGAAGGAAGACAGGAUGAAACUAAAGUUUCUCUAAAGAAAGAAGUAGCAAACAACAUUCGGAUUGUUGAGCUUGCGAUGCAUAGAUGGUCUGGUCAGUUCAGUCGCCCAUUCCUUUUUGGAUUAUUAAAUGAUGGCACGUUGUUGUGUUACCAAGCUUAUUGCUAUGAAGGUUUGGAAAGCAACAUAAAAGGUACUUCGUUAUCACCUGAUGGUUCUGUGGAUCUGGGCAAUGCCAGUGAUUCGAGGCUAAAAAAUUUGAGAUUUCACCGGGUUUCUGUUGACAUCACAUCACGAGAAGACAUAUCAAGUCUUGCACGACCGAGAAUCACAAUUUUUAACAAUGUUGGUGGUUACGAGGGAUUAUUUCUUAGUGGCACAAGACCAGUCUGGGUUAUGGUUUGUCGACAACGAUUUCGGGUGCAUCCACAGUUAUGUGAUGGUCCCAUUGAAGCCUUUACUGUUCUCCACAAUGUAAAUUGUUCUCAUGGACUUAUAUAUGUUACAUCGCAGGGUUUUCUGAAGAUAUGUCAAUUGCCCUCAGCAUAUAACUAUGACAACUACUGGCCUGUUCAAAAGAUCCCUUUGCAUGGUACCCCACAUCAGGUCACAUAUUAUGCAGAGCAGUCCCUUUAUCCACUUAUCGUGUCUGUUCCUGUUGUUCGCCCCCUAAAUCAAGUUCUAUCCAUUAUGGCUGAUCAAGAAAUGAUUCACCACAUGGAUAACGAUGCUUCAAGUGCUGAUGACCUCCAAAAGACUUAUACUGUUGAGGAAUUUGAGGUUCGCGUUUUGGAGUUGGAGAAACCUGGUGGACGUUGGGAGACAAGGUCCACUAUUCCAAUGCAAUCAUUUGAAAAUGCUCUAACUGUGCGCAUUGUUACAUUACAUAACACAACAACCAAGGAAAAUGAAACCCUGAUGGCCAUCGGGACUGCUUAUGUUCAAGGGGAGGAUGUAGCUGCUCGGGGCAGGGUGCUUCUGUUCUCUUUCACUAAAAGUGAAAAUUCUCAAAAUCUGGUAACUGAAGUCUACUCAAAAGAGAGUAAAGGUGCUGUAUCAGCUGUUGCAUCGCUUCAAGGUCAUCUGGUGAUAGCUUCUGGUCCGAAGAUCACACUGAACAAGUGGAACGGUUCUGAAUUGACAGCCGUUGCAUUCUAUGAUGCCCCUUUGCAUGUUGUGAGCUUGAACAUUGUCAAAAAUUUUGUUUUGUUUGGCGAUAUCCAUAAGAGUGUGUAUUUUCUUAGCUGGAAGGAGCAAGGUUCUCAAUUGACUCUGCUUGCAAAAGAUUUUGGAUCUCUUGAUUGCUUUGCAACAGAGUUCUUAAUUGAUGGAAGCACAUUGAGCCUUGUAGUUUCUGACUCUGACAAGAAUUUGCAGAUUUUCUAUUAUGCUCCAAAAAUGGUGGAGAGCUGGAAGGGGCAGAAGCUCCUUUCAAGAGCAGAAUUACAUGUUGGAGCCCAUAUGACCAAGUUCUUGAGGCUGCAGAUGCUUCCAGCUCAAGGAUUGGCAUCUGAGAAGACAAACCGUUUUGCUCUUCUAUUUGGUACUUUGGAUGGUAGCAUUGGAUGCAUUGCACCUGUUGAUGAGUUGACAUUCCGCCGGCUCCAGAGCUUACAGAGGAAGCUUGUAGAUGCCGUCUCCCAUGUGUGUGGCCUGAACCCAAGAUCAUUCAGGCAGUUUAAGUCCAAUGGGAAGGCACAUCGCCCUGGACCAGAUAACAUCAUUGACUUUGAGCUUCUUACAUAUUACGAGAUCUUAUCCUUAGAAGAGCAGCUCGAUAUGGCACAGCAGAUUGGAACUACCCGCGCACAGAUCCUGUCCAACUUCAGUGAUAUUUCGCUGGGCACUAGUUUCCUGUGAAUUCACAGUAAUUUGAAUUCUGAGUAGGGUGAUCAUAUGUUGGAGGUAACACCAUGAUACAGAUGGAAAAGCUAGAGGCACAUGGCAGCUCUGAAGCUGCCUGGCGAUUCUUUGCAACUCCAGUAACCUAGGCACUCCGGUACCUGGACGUGUUGGUUUCAUUCUAAUUAUCUGUAAACUUUGGCAUCUUGUAUCUUCUUCUAUAGCCGCCAUCUCCUUUUUGGCUGUAAUGUACUCUUCUCGAUGCCUUGUGAUACUGUUGUGAUUGUGAAUCAGCUGUUUAUACAAGAGGCGCCUGUUUAGAAAGGCGUUUUUUUUUAUGAA
Molecule: messenger RNA, 4803 nt
Organism: Brachypodium distachyon (stiff brome)
Lineage: Eukaryota; Viridiplantae; Streptophyta; Magnoliopsida; Poales; Poaceae
Product: probable cleavage and polyadenylation specificity factor subunit 1
Exons: 26
Coding region: 151-4479 (1442 amino acids)
Cellular component (GO): nucleus
Molecular function (GO): nucleic acid binding; protein binding
Source: RefSeq, a predicted model, not a curated record